Molecule: messenger RNA, 2205 nt
Organism: Akanthomyces muscarius
Lineage: Eukaryota; Fungi; Ascomycota; Sordariomycetes; Hypocreales; Cordycipitaceae
Exons: 2
Coding region: 1-2205 (734 amino acids)
Source: RefSeq, a predicted model, not a curated record
AUGAAGUUCACUGCUGCUCGCGCCGUUGUUGGCGCUGCCGUCGUUGGACGUGCCGCUGCCACUGGGCUGGUCAGCCUUCCCAUCAACCUUUGCCUCGGAAUCCUUGGCGACGUUGACUGCCACCAAAAGGCCGACUCCAACGGCCUCGUCAACGUCCCCCUUGACCUCUGCCUCGGUGUCCUGGGCCACGCCAAGUGCAACCAGCAAACUACCUCGGGCGACAAGGGCAGCUCCGGCAGCCUGGUUAACAUUCCCAUCAACCUCUGCGCCGGUGUCCUGGGCGAUGCCGAGUGCAAGCAGAAGUCGUCGUCCGGCGGCCUUGUUUCCGUCCCCGUUAGCGCCUGCGUCGCCGCCCUCGGUGAGGCCAAGUGCAACCAACAGACCACUGGUGGUGACAAGGGCAGCUCCGGCAGCCUUGUCAGCAUUCCCAUCAACCUCUGCGCCGGUGUCCUGGGCGAUGCCGAGUGCAAGCAGAAGUCGUCGUCCGGCGGCCUUGUUUCCGUCCCCGUUAGCGCCUGCGUCGCCGCCCUCGGUGAGGCCAAGUGCAACCAACAGACCACUGGUGGUGACAAGGGCAGCUCCGGCAGCCUUGUCAGCAUUCCCAUUAACCUGUGCGCCGGUGUCCUUGGUGAGGCCGAGUGCAAGCAGAAGUCCUCCUCCGGUGGCCUCGUUUCCGUCCCUGUGAACGCUUGCGUCGCCGCCCUCGGCGAGGCUAAGUGCAACCAGAAGACCACCGGCGGCGACAGCGGUAGCCUCGUCAGCAUUCCCAUCAACCUCUGCGCUGCCGUCCUCGGCGAGGCUGAGUGCAAGCAGAAGUCCAGCUCUGGUGGCCUCAUCUCUGUUCCUGUCAACGCCUGCGUCGCUGCUCUUGGCAAGGCCAAGUGCGACCAGGAGACCACUGGCAACAACGGCGGUCUCGUCAACAUCCCCGUCAACGUCUGCGCUGCUGUCCUCGGUGAGGCCGAAUGCAAGCAGAAGACCAGCUCCGGUGGUGGUCUCAUCACUGUCCCUGUCAAUGCUUGCGUUGCUGCCCUCGGCGCUGCCAAGUGCAACCAGGACUCCAACGGUGGUGAUGGUGGCCUUAUCUCGGUCCCCGUAAAUGUUUGCCUCGCUGUCCUUGGUGAAGUUGAGUGCAACCAGAAGCCCAAGACUGGUGGCGGCCUCGUCGACGUUCCUGUCAACGUCUGCAUUGCUAUUCUCGGCAAGGCCAAGUGCAACAACAACCCUACUGGCACCACCUCUGCUCCUGGCUCUUCUUCCACCACCUCUGCUCCUGGUUCUUCUUCCACCACCACUUGCUCUACUACCGGAACCGGCUCUUCUACUGGCACCGGCUCUACCUCCACUGGCCCUGCGGGCUCUUCUUCUACCGGCACCGGCUCGACCUCCACUGGUCCUGCUGGCUCGUCUACUGGCACCGGUUCUUCCAGCACCGGCCCUGCCGGCUCUUCUUCUACUGGUCCUGCUGGCUCCGGAAGCACCACUGCUGCUUCUACCACCGGCACCGGCACCGGCACCGCUACCCUUAGCACCUCGACCGUCUUCAGCACCUCCAUCAUCACCGUCACCCACUGCGCUCCCACGGUGACCAACUGCCCUGCCUCUUCCACAGUUACCACCCACACCGUUGUCCCUGUCACCACCGUCAUCUGCCCCGUUGGCAGCGGCUCCACUGGCGUUCCCACUGGCCCUGCUACCGGUGUCCCUACCGGCACUGCCACUGGCGUUCCUACUGGUCCUGCCACUGGUGUCCCUACCGGUCCCGGCGGUGCUUCCACUGGUAUCCCUACCGGCCCCGGUGGCGCUUCUACCUUCACCACCGUCCCUGUUGGCAAGCCCAGCGGCUCCGCCCCUGGCAACCCUUCCCCCAGUGGUAACCCCAACCCGGGCAAGCCUGCUCCUGGCAACCCUGGUGCUAACCCCUCGGGCUCCGUUCCCGUCGGUUCUUCCAAGCCCAGCGGUCCCGGUGGUGCCGUCCCUACCGGCCCCUCCAGCCCCUCUAAGCCCAGCGGCCCUGCUGGUGGUGCCAACCCCUCGGGCGCGGUUCCUACCGGUCCUUCCAAGCCCAGCAGCCCUGCUGGCGGUGCCAACCCCUCGGGUGCUGUCCCUACCGGCCCCUCCAAGCCUACGAGCCCCGUUACCGCUGGUGCUGGUCGCGUCGAGCUUUCUGUCGUUGCCGUCCUCGGCAUGGCCCUUCUUCUGUAA